GAUCGGUCAUUUGUAGAGUUUCAGGCACCAUUUGACUAAAGGAGGUCUCCAGAGAAUCGGUUACAUGACGAGUCAAUGGAACGGACUCGGUGGAAAAUCCCUUCAAAUCAACACGGCCAGUUUCAGACCAGAGAGUUGACUGCAGGAAGCACGAUCUGAGUUGGGGCGUGAAUUUCCAGCCUGAACUCUGCUCCUUUAAUGGAACCUCGCAGCAUUCCGUCAGUACAGUUCAUUACAGCAGAGGUCGGGCAGGGACACUCAGCAUUCCGUCAGUACAGUUCAUUACAGCAGAGGUCGGGCAGGGACACUCAGCAUUCCGUCAGUACAGUUCAUUACAGCAGAGGUCGGGCAGGGACACUCAGCAUUCCGUCAGUACAGUUCAUUACAGCAGAGGUCGGGCAGGGACACUCAGCAUUCAGUCAGUACAGUUCAUUACAGCAGAGGUCGGGCAGGGACACUCAGCAUUCCGUCAGUACAGUUCAUUACAGCAGAGGUCGGGCAGGGACACUCAGCAUUCCGUCAGUACAGUUCAUUACAGCGGAGGUCGGGCAGGGACACUCAGCAUUCCGUCAGUACAGUUCAUUACAGCAGAGGUCAGGCAGGGACACUCAGCAUUCCGUCAGUACAGUUCAUUACAGCAGAGGUCGGGCAGGGACACUCAGCAUUCCGUCAGUACAGUUCAUUACAGCAGAGGUCGGGCAGGGACACUCAGCAUUCAGUCAGUACAGUUCAUUACAGCAGAGGUCGGGCAGGGACACUCAGCAUUCCGUCAGUACAGUUCAUUACAGCAGAGGUCGGGCAGGGACACUCAGCAUUCCGUCAGUACAGUUCAUUACAGCGGAGGUCGGGCAGGGACACUCAGCAUUCCGUCAGUACAGUUCAUUACAGCAGAGGUCGGGCAGGGACACUCAGCAUUCCGUCAGUACAGUUCAUUACAGCGGAGGUCGGGCAGGGACACUCAGCAUUCCGUCAGUACAGUUCAUUACAGCAGAGGUCGGGCAGGGACACUCAGCAUUCCGUCAGUACAGUUCAUUACAGCGGAGGUCAGGCAGGGACACUCAGCAUUCCGUCAGUACAGUUCAUUACAGCAGAGGUCGGGCAGGGACACUCAGCAUUCCGUCAGUACAGUUCAUUACAGCGGAAGUCGGGCAGGGACACUCAGCAUUCCGUCAGUACAGUUCAUUACAGCGGAGGUCGGGCAGGGACACUCAGCAUUCCGUCAGUACAGUUCAUUACAGCGGAGGUCGGGCAGGGACACUCAGCAUUCCGUCAGUACAGUUCAUUACAGCGGAGGUCGGGCAGGGACACUCAGCAUUCCGUCAGUACAGUUCAUUACAGCGGAGGUCGGGCAGGGACACUCAGCAUUCCGUCAGUACAGUUCAUUACAGCGGAGGUCGGGCAGGGACACUCAGCAUUCAGUCAGUACAGUUCAUUACAGCAGAGGUCGGGCAGGGACACUCAGCAUUCCGUCAGUACAGUUCAUUACAGCGGAGGUCGGGCAGGGACACUCAGCAUUCCGUCAGUACAGUUCAUUACAGCAGAGGUCGGGCAGGGACACUCAGCAUUCCGUCAGUACAGUUCAUUACAGCGGAGGUCGGGCAGGGACACUCAGCAUUCCGUCAGUACAGUUCAUUACAGCAGAGGUCAGACUGGGACACUCAGCAUUCCGUCAGUACAGUUCAUUACAGCGGAGGUCGGGCAGGGACACUCAGCAUUACGAAUCAUUACAACGCCGGGGGGUUCCGUCACAGGAGCAGAGUUCAGGCCGGGAGAUCAUGCUCCCACACAACACAUGCUUCCCACAGUCAACCUGCUGGUCUGAACCUGGCCUAAGAGAGAGAAUAUUGUGGCUUGUAACCCCGGGUGGUACGAGCCAUCAGAGGAGACCGCGGUACAACUGCGUCUCCUUCAUUUUUAUAAAAUUUCAAAUUUCUGCGUUAUAACUCGAGAAAAAUCAUCAGCAAACGAUAAUUUACAGCAAAAAUCAGCAGAAAAAAACAGAAAGAAAGGUCUGUACAUUAUAUAUAAAUCUACACAAAAUGAGAGCGCCCCCAACUGGAUACAGCAAGAAGCGCCUGCCAACUACUAAUAAAGUUUAAAUAUUCAAAAGCCAAAAGGUAAAUCACAUUCCAGCAAAUAAUUGUGGACAUUUCUGUGUAAAACUGAGUGUAAAUCCUUUACUUGUCUGAUACUGGUGGUAUACUCCAGUCAUAGCAAGAGCUGCAGCCACAAGUCUACUGUUAUAUCACGUCUUAUACUCCAGUCAUAGCAAGAGCUGCAGCCACAAGUCUACUGUUACAGCACGUCUUAUACUCCAGUCAUAGCAAGAGCUGCAGCCACAAGUCUACUGUUAUAGCACGUCUUAUACUCCAGUCACAUCCAGAGCUGUAGCCACAGGUCUACUCUUAAAGCACGUCUUAUACUCUAGUCGCAUCCAGAGCUGCAGACACAGACUUAUAGUCAGUCAUGUGCACAGCUGCAGCUGUAAUUUUGCUUACAUUAUGUCUCAUACUCCAGUCACUACCAGAGCUGCAGCUACAAUUCUAUUACCUUAUUCUCCAGUCACUACCGACUAUUGCAUCGUGUUUUAUACUCCAGUUACA
Bufo bufo (common toad) is the source of this 2603-nucleotide messenger RNA. RefSeq lists its product as uncharacterized. The record is from RefSeq and is a predicted model, not a curated record. NCBI's taxonomy places the organism in Eukaryota, Metazoa, Chordata, Amphibia, Anura, Bufonidae. Bases 199 to 1833 code for a protein of 544 amino acids. The transcript has 6 exons.